Messenger RNA from Lactuca virosa, 2816 nucleotides. NCBI's taxonomy places the organism in Eukaryota, Viridiplantae, Streptophyta, Magnoliopsida, Asterales, Asteraceae. The record is from the annotation of a GenBank genome assembly.
AUGAAAAGCAAUCACCAUCUCAAAACGAUGCUGGGUAACUUGAAGGGAGGUCGGAGCCAUGCGGGACUAUCAAGGCGCUCUGACUGUCAUGUUUAUCUCAUUGGGUUACCGUCUUCUGCUUCAUGGCAAGAUCUAAAAGUCAGUUUCAUUGACAUUUUAGGUCUCAUUGUGUUGUUUAUGUGUUUCCUAAUCCUAUUUGGUGACAUUUUUUUGGAUCACAUGUGCAGAUAUGCUGAUGUUUUUUCCUCUCAAGUUUUCCGUGACCGUGAUUGUGAAUGUCGACAAUGUGGUUGCGUUGAUCAACAUGGUUCUUCUGGAGCUUCUGAAAUGGAAAUGGAAAUACUAAAACUAGACUGGAAAAGAUCCAUGCAAAUGCAAUUCGUCGAUUGGGUCGGCGAUUGCAAAAAAAAACGGCGAUUGGAUCACCGAUUGGGCGGGAAUUGUGAUGUCGAUUCCAAAAAGUACCGAUUCAGGAAAAAAAACGCUUCGGCAAUUGGUUUGAUUCCUCAGAACCACAGGAAAAUUUUGUUGACAUUGGUGAGAACGAGGACAUAACAGUAGGCGCAGGAAAAUUUUGUUGACAUUGGUGAGAACGAGGACAUAACAGUAGGCGCAUCAGGAAGCAAAAAAAGUGAUAAAGAAGCUCGCAAACCUCUUUUAGAAGAAGUGACUAUGGUUGGUUCGGGUACUAGUAAGAAUGCUGGAGGAUCAAAGCAAUGGAUUUGUAAGCAUUGCAAAGUGAAAUAUACAAGUUCAUACACUAGGAUUCAUAUACAUUUCUUUGGUGCUCAAGUUGGGAAGACGGCAGAAAUUAGAAGAUGUCCAGCUAUGAUUAAAGAUCCGUCCAAGCUACAACGAAUUUCGAACAAGGUGAAAGAAGCCGAGAGCGGAGGUGUGUCAAGAACUUUAAAAAAUUCAGUCCUUUCAAAAAAUUCAGCAUCAAAAAGACGACUUGAGGAAGCUUUUGGUGUCAUGGAGCGGAAUAUGGUGGACAUCAAAAUCAUGAGAGGCUUGUGUGCUAAUGGUAUCCCAUUCAAUGUCUUGCGGAAUCCUCAAUUCAUUGAGAUGAUACAAGCCAUCAAGAAGUCACCGGAUGGAUAUAAACCUCCAUCUAGUGAAAAAGCAAGAACCGUCUUGCUAGAUGAGUGUGUGAGAGAUAUUGAUAAAGAACUAAUACCGUUGAAAGAUACUUGGUACACUCAAGGUGUUUCGAUUAUUUCGGAUGGAUGGUCUAAUGUCAAACACAAGCCACUUCUCAAUGUUGUUGCCGUCAAUGCUCGUGGUGCGGUGUUUAUGUAUGCGGAAGAUUAUUCGGGAGUUGAGAAAACGGGAGUGGCGAUUUCCAAGUUUCUAAGAGGAGCAAUUGAAGCCGUUGGUCCAAGUAAUGUCUUACAAGUGGUGACGGACAACGCGGCUAAUUGCAAAGCCGCCGGACGCGAGAUCGAAAAGAUAUUCAAACAUAUCUUUUGGUCACCUUGUUGUGUUCAUAGUUUAAACUUGAUUUUUAAAGAUAUGGCACAAAAUUUUAUUGGAUGAGUGAUACCUAUAGGAGAGGAAAAGCAAUUGUGAAAUACUUUAUUAACCACACUCAUGCCUUGUCGAUGUUUCGUGAAAAUUCAAAACUAGAUUUAUUAAAGGUGGCUACAACUCGGUUUGCUUCACACUAUAUUCUUUUAAAAAGAAUUAUGGAGUGUAGGGAGGCUCUUGCCACAACUAUAGUCCUUAAUUCUUGGAGAGAUUGGGUUAAAUGUGGGGAUGAAAAUACGAGAAUUAAUGGGGCAAAAGUAUGUGAUACAAUUAAAGAUGAUUCAUUUUGGGAUGAUGUUGAAAGCGUUUUGGCUAUCACUAAACCCAUCUUUCUUCUUAUAAAGUUUUGUGAUGGUGAAGACCCUAAAAUGGGUGAGAUUUAUGAGAGGAUGGAUAAUAUGAUGGGGGAAAUCAAAGACAUAAUGCAAGAAAGUACUUAUGCUAGCUAUUAUGAACAAGUGGAGAAGAUAAUUUUAACUAGGUGGGAGAAGAUGAGUAUCCCACUACAUUGUUUGGGGUUUGCAUUAAACCCACGCUUUUAUGAUAGGAGAUAUCUUCAAAAAAUGGCACCCGGUGGUAUGCAAAGGAAACCAUAAAAUCUUGUCAAAGAGGUUAUGCAAGGUGUCAUAGAAUCCUUCAAUAGAUUUUCUGAAAAUGAAGAGGAGGGACGAUUGUUACGAGAGCAAUUCGUAACAUUUCAUAUGAAGAAAGGUAUCUACUCUAUGGCAGAAACACAAACGGAUGCUUUGACAAUGGAUCCAAUAGAUUGGUGGUCAACCUAUGGAGCCGAAACCCCGGAUUUGGCCUUGUUGGCAAAGAAGGUACUUUCACAACCUAUUAGUAGCUCUUCCGCGGAAAGGAAUUGGAGUACGUAUUCUUAUAUUUAUAAUGUGAAAAGAAACUGGUUGAAUGAAAAAAGAGCCGAUAAAUUGGUUUACAUUCACUCAAACAUUCGACUCCUAUCUCGUUUCCACGAAUCAUACAAAUCCGGCCCACAUAAAAAGUGGGACAUCAAUCCCGAAAGUACUUACAUUGAAGGCUCGAGUUCACGAUUAGAUGACAUGGUUUGGGAGUGCUUAGAUGAAGAAGAUUUGGAGAAUGGACAAGGAAAAAAGCAGCGGGUUGAUUGACAUGUUACAUUUCAGUUUUUGUUGGUUUACCCUUCCUGUUUGUGUUUUUGAGUUAUUACAAAACUGUUGUUUUGAAUUUUUGAUUUCCAGCAUGUAAUCUGUUUUAAUUUCCAGCAUGUAAUCUUUACAAUAUGUGUAUUUUGGUAUUUUGAAUUAUGG